UCACCCUCGUCCUCGUCGUCGUCCUCGUCGUCCUUCGUCUUCGUCGUCGUGGGAGUGAGAAAAUCGAACUCUCUGUAAUGCACCAGACUCCUCAACCCCUCUCGCUUUCCCAGAUCCCAAUACCGUCAUCAGCCCAACAAAACCCGGCAUUUCUCUCGUUAAUCCUCCUCCCUCUGUCCCUCUCUUUCUACCCCAUUCACUGUUCAGCUUUAACGAUACCAUCAUCUCUCUCUCUCUCUCUCGAGCUCCACAGUUCCCCCUCCAUUCAAAUUCUGCACCCCCCCCCACGCACUGAUCUCCAAAACCCUAGCUCCCCCCACAUUCGAUUUCCCCACCUCAAUUCACCUCCCCCACCACCAUUUACUCUCUCUCUCUUUCUCUCUCUUCCCCUGCGCUCGCGCGGCGUCCGUACGGUCGCCCGAGCUCGAGGAGCCAGCCAGCCGCUCCUUCUGGGUGCGGGGACAAAAGGGUAGCUGCGGGUUUGAGCCAAAUGUUGCUGUUCUGAGGGCCGCCGCCACCCCCGAUGGGCUCGGCGAGGCCGUGGUGGAAGUUGAGCUCCUGGGCCUCGUUACCGCAGCAGCAGGGCGGCAACGACGGGGGCGGGGGCGGCGGCGGGGGGAGCGGUGGCAAGUGCGGCGAUCUCAAGCAGGCAUUCUGGAAAUCGGCGUCGAAGAAGAGGAGGGUGUCGGGGUCGAUCGUGUGCGGGCUGAUGCUCUUCGGUUUGGGAUUGAUCUCGCUGUUCACGGGUCACGUGGCCUCUGAUCUCGAGUGGUGGAACUCCCAGCGGCUGGUCAAGAGGAGCUUGUACUCCAAGCUGGACGGUGGUCACCGUACUCCCAUUGAUAUAUGGAAGUCAAAAGAUGCAAAUUUCUACUACGGAUGCAGCGAAAGGGGUUCUCAUUUUUCAGCUGCUGUCCGUGAACGGCAUUCUAAUGGUUAUCUGCUAAUUGCAACUAGUGGGGGGCUUAAUCAGCAGAGAACAGGAAUAACAGAUGCUGUAGUUGUUGCACGAAUUCUUAACGCGACGCUGGUGGUGCCUGAGCUGGAUCAUCAAUCGUAUUGGAAAGAUGAUAGUGAUUUUGUCAACAUCUUCGAUGUAGAUUGGUUUAUCUCCUCCCUCUCGAAAGAUGUUACUAUUGUCAAAAGAGUACCUGAUAAGUUCAUGCGAACGAUGGAGAAACCACCAUAUACCAUGCGUGUCCCACGGAAAUCUGCACCUGAAUAUUAUUUAGAUCAAGUUCUUCCCAUUCUCUUGAGGAGACGAGUUGUGCAACUGACAAAAUUUGAUUACAGACUUGCAAAUAACCUUGAUGAUGAGAUGCAAAAACUGCGUUGCCGAGUGAACUAUCACGCACUGAGAUUUACAAAGCCGAUUAGAGAACUUGGUCGGAGACUUGUAACAACAAUGAGAAAGAUGGCUAAACGUUACAUUGCGAUUCACUUGAGGUUUGAACCUGAUAUGCUAGCAUUUUCUGGGUGUUACUAUGGUGGUGGAGAUAAGGAGAGAUAUGAGCUUGGUGAAAUAAGGAAACGAUGGACAACUUUACCUGAUUUGAGCCCUGAGGGAGAAAGAAAGCGGGGAAAGUGUCCACUUACUCCUCAUGAGGUGGGAUUGAUGCUGCGAGCUCUUGGUUUUUCAAAUGAUACAUACAUCUAUGUUGCAUCUGGAGAAAUAUAUGGCGGCGAAAAGACUCUGCAGCCUCUCAGAGAACUCUUUCCAAAUUUUUAUACAAAGGAGAUGAUUGCAAAUGAUGAUCUGAAACCCUUCCUACCAUUUUCUUCCCGAUUGGCCGCAAUUGACUACAUUGUCUGUGAUGAGAGUGAUGUCUUUGUUGCAAAUAAUAAUGGCAAUAUGGCCAAAAUUCUUGCAGGUAGAAGGAGGUACAUGGGACACAAGAGGACUAUCCGACCAAAUGCAAAGAAGCUCAGUACAUUGUUCAUGGCAAGGAAUCGGAUGGAUUGGGAUACAUUUUCUAAAAAGGUGAAGUCAUAUCAGAGAGGAUUCAUGGGCGAGCCCGAUGAACUGAGGCUAGGGCGAGGUGAAUUUCAUGAGUUCCCAUCCUCUUGUAUCUGUCAGAAACAGUCAAGUGAAAAUGACUUUGGAAAAGAUGAAGAUCAUAGCUCAAAGCAACAGAUCUUAGAAAGGGAGCCAAAUGUUCUAGCUCAGUAAUGCACAAGAAUCAUGAUGAGGUGAAUUUGUAAACCAAAAGGAGUAGCAAGGCUGAAUCAUGGCUGUCAUCUGGGAGGAUGAGUUCUUGCUCGACCAAAUUUAAGACAGCGCUUGAGGAAGCUCGAAAUCUGGCAGUCUUCUUCGCCUGCCUCCUGCAAGACCCUACGGAGCUGAAUUAUAUCUGUGAAUAGAAGUGAGGGAAGUUUGAUGGUCAAAGUGUUCAUAGUUUGGUGGUCCUGGCCGGUAUACACACUGCGGAUUCCAGGAUGGCUUCACACACGAAAUAUGGUUUGGUUGUCAGUUUCAUUUUCCAUUGACAUGUAUGUAGGCAAUUAUAUGUCGCGGCUCAGUUUAUGAAGUGGAGGCAAUUAAGGCAAAGUCAGUCCACUUCUCGGCAUCCUAAUGUCUGGUUAUGGCACUGUACCAAACCAUCAACUUUAACAGUAUAUUGCUGUGUGGUUAUGCCUCAGUUAUGCCCGAUCAUCGGAUACAUGCGAUGUUUUUGAGGUAGAAAGAAUUGAAGUGGAAAAGCUGGGGAUGUUGAUUUGCA
This is a messenger RNA of Syzygium oleosum, 2720 nucleotides long. Its product is annotated as O-fucosyltransferase 29. The record is from RefSeq and is a predicted model, not a curated record. Lineage: Eukaryota; Viridiplantae; Streptophyta; Magnoliopsida; Myrtales; Myrtaceae. The coding region runs from base 524 to 2170 and encodes 548 amino acids. The transcript has 9 exons.